Staurois parvus is the source of this 306-nucleotide messenger RNA. NCBI's taxonomy places the organism in Eukaryota, Metazoa, Chordata, Amphibia, Anura, Ranidae. The record is from the annotation of a GenBank genome assembly.
CAGAAAGAACAGUAAAAAUGCAGGCAGGGCGCCGGACAAAGCACUCGGGACAAAAUUGUAUUGAGUGAAUGUCACUUUUUGUCAUUUUCAAAUUUCCUGCCGUUUUUGUCCCCCGUACGUCCCGACGCUCGCAGGGAACGGAACCCGGAAGACGGACGCCGGCAUCAGCCGGAGGACAUUGCCGGGGACACUGCAGGGGGGACACAUCGCGGGAGCGUAGGACAGGGUAAGUGAUCGAGGGAUCGUGGAGCAGUGCCGCAGUGUAUUCCCGAGUGUAGCUCGGGGUUACCGCUUGUGGUACUGAAA